Messenger RNA from Lactuca saligna, 255 nucleotides. The record is from the annotation of a GenBank genome assembly. Lineage: Eukaryota; Viridiplantae; Streptophyta; Magnoliopsida; Asterales; Asteraceae.
AUGAGGAACGCAUUAUCAUAUGUGUUUGAUGAUGAAAAUGUAUUAGAUGACAAAGCUCCAAAAGGUAAGUGUCUCAUGGAUCAAAUUUUUGAAUCUCAUACUAAUAUAUCGAAUGAUAACAUUGGCACUCUUGACACUAACAUUUCUCAAGCUGCUACAGACACUAAGUCUGACUGGGAGUCAACAUCAAUGUAUCAGAUUCCUGUUCAAUGUGAGAAAAUUCUUGGAGGCGAUAUAGAAGGUGUUGUCUCCUAA